UUUAAUACCAUGCCACGUCAGUUGUGGUUGAGAUUAGAAAAGUUUUUGAGCCUCAUAUGUCACAUUCACUGCAAGGAAUAAUUCUGUUUCCUAAAACGGCGUACUUUGUAAUUGUGACAGUAAAUAUUUUAAAGUUUUGCUCUCCUAUUAUCUAGCUGCAUCAUGCGUUACCUUGGACUUUGCAGUUUGAUGUUACAUGUUAUCUGUGUUUGUAGCACAGAGUUAACGUUUGAAUUACCGGACAACGAAAAGCAAUGUUUCUACGAAGAACUUGAGAAUGGCGUGAGAUUUGACAUAGACUUUCAAGUAAUUGCAGGGGGAAACUAUGAUGUAGACUGCUUUGUCACAGAUCCUUUGAGCAAUGUCCUCUAUCAGGAUAGGAAGAAGCAAUAUGACAGUUUUUCUCACACCACAACCAUGAAAGGUGUUUACAAAGUAUGCUUCAGCAAUGAAUUCUCCACGUUCUCCCACAAAAUAGUUUACCUGGACUUCCGUGCAGGGGAUGAAAGGCCACUUCUCCCUGACAUGAACAAAGCCACAGCACUGACCCAGAUGGAGUCAGCAUGCCUCUCUAUCCAUGAAAUUCUUAAGGUGGUGUCUGACUCUCAAACGUGGUACAGGUUACGGGAGGCACAUGACCGUAUCCGAGCAGAAGACCUUCAUGAACGUGUGAGCUACUGGUCCAUUGGAGAGACCUUCAUUCUAUUUGCGGUCAGCAUCGGGCAAGUCCUGAUGCUAAAAAGUUUCUUCAGUGACAAAAAAGGCACUGUGGCAGCCCCCACUUAGUCACUUGGCCAUCCUCCUUUGAACUACAUGGUCCUGAAUCCGUUAAAGCAAUCUGAAUGGUUCCACAAAACUACUUGACAAGGAUAUCUGUAGUAUGAUACAGUUGUGAAUUCUCAUCUCCUAAAAAAUGCAACUCUUAGAGCACAUCAUUGUAGAUGCACUUAAUGGGUUCUCAGCAGUCAGAUUUUUUUUUUACCCUAUUAUGUAAAAUUUGUUUGAACUAUUUCAGAAAUAUUGUGGCACAUGAUUAGUUACCAAAGAGCAAUGUCUGGCUUGUUUAUGUUUCAGUCCUAUUUGAUGCUGUUUUAUGUUUCACUUGAUUAUGUUAAUUUAUGUGCAAUCUUUGCAUUUUGUUACUUUGGCCUCUUUUGAACAUACACUUAAUGUACAUGAUAGCAUCAUAACCUGAUCAGGGGUUUGUAAGUGCAAUUAAAUACAAAAUACAGUUUUUGUUUUACUGUUACAUAAGUAUGUGCUUUAUUGUCCUUUCUUGAAUGGUCUAUAUUAUUUUUUCAAUUAACAUCAAAUUCCCAAAGUCAUAAAAAUGUUACUGAAGCUA
Hypomesus transpacificus is the source of this 1345-nucleotide messenger RNA. RefSeq names its product transmembrane p24 trafficking protein 3 (gene tmed3). The record is from RefSeq and is a predicted model, not a curated record. Gene Ontology annotation, cellular component: COPII-coated ER to Golgi transport vesicle; endoplasmic reticulum-Golgi intermediate compartment; Golgi apparatus. NCBI's taxonomy places the organism in Eukaryota, Metazoa, Chordata, Actinopteri, Osmeriformes, Osmeridae. The transcript is spliced from 3 exons. Gene Ontology annotation, biological process: Golgi organization; intracellular protein transport; endoplasmic reticulum to Golgi vesicle-mediated transport. The coding region runs from base 163 to 786 and encodes 207 amino acids.